Messenger RNA from Microsporum canis CBS 113480, 1101 nucleotides. RefSeq lists its product as hypothetical. The record is from RefSeq and is a predicted model, not a curated record. Gene Ontology annotation, molecular function: histone binding. The transcript has 2 exons. NCBI's taxonomy places the organism in Eukaryota, Fungi, Ascomycota, Eurotiomycetes, Onygenales, Arthrodermataceae. The coding region runs from base 1 to 1101 and encodes 366 amino acids. Gene Ontology annotation, biological process: chromatin remodeling. Gene Ontology annotation, cellular component: RSC-type complex.
AUGGACGGCAAGGUUAUCCAGGCUGGUAAAUUCGACAACAAAUCCACUAACGAGGAACGAGACGCCCUUUUGCGUACCUUGCUCGAAACUGCGGAGAACGCAGACCAAAUUAAUGACCAGGACGAGAUGGAUGAUGAUGAUCUUAACGAAAUCAUGGCCCGUUCCGAAGCAGAAUUUGCCCUUUUCCAAAAGAUUGAUGCGGAGCGGAUUAAAAACAGCGAGUACGGCCCUGGACACAAGUACCCUCGUCUCCUUGCAGAGGAAGAAUUGCCCGACAUCUACCUCACCGAAGAGAACCCUGUAGCCCCUGCAGUCGAGGAGGUGGCCGGCCGUGGUGCUCGAGAACGCAAGAACAUUAAAUAUGACGACGGCUUGACUGAAGAACAAUGGUUAACAGCUGUUGAUGGCGAUGAAGAAACGCUUGAAGAGACAAUUGCCAAGAACGACGCCAGAAUGGAACGGCUUCGUGCGAACCGCGAGAAGCGUCAGAGGAAAGCGCAAGGGCUUGACUCUUCCCCAGAGCCUUCCAGAGAGACAUCCGUCACCCCACAGCAAAAGAAACGCCGUAAGGGACCCGUACCAAAACGCAAGGCUGAUGAAGCCAUCGAUGACGCUCCCUCCAAGCGCAAGAAAGGCCGAGUUAGCAAGGCUGCGGACUCUCUUACCAAUUCUGAACGUGCUACAUUACAGAAAACCCUUAGCAAUGUCUACCAGGCUCUCAUGGACCUUGAGGAGGAUGUUCCCGCCGACUCAGAAGAUAGUGACGAUGAGCCUAUGACACGUUCUGUUAUCGAACCGUUCAUGAAGCCCCCGCCGAAAUCGCAGUAUCCAGACUAUUAUAUGAUCAUCCAGACCCCGAUGGCUAUGGACAUCAUCAAAAAGAAGAUCAACCGCGAGGAGUAUCGAAACCUCAAGGACUUCCGCGAGGAUAUUCGCUUACUCUGCACCAAUGCCCGGACAUACAAUGAAGACGGAAGUAUCCUCUUCCAGGAUGCCAACAAUAUUGAGGCUACUUGCGACGCUGAACUAAAGAAGGAGACUGAACAACACCCUGAGCUUGCUGACUUGGAUGACGUCGGUUCAUCCGUGGGCGACGAAUAG